Molecule: messenger RNA, 959 nt
Organism: Cetraspora pellucida
Lineage: Eukaryota; Fungi; Glomeromycota; Glomeromycetes; Diversisporales; Gigasporaceae
Source: the annotation of a GenBank genome assembly
AAAGAGAAAUACGUAAAAAUUAUAUUAAUAAUAAUGGUCCUAUUCAAUUGUUAAUAGAAUCAACAAAUAUAUCAAAUGAUGCUAAAAAGGAAUUUAACAAAAGACGAUUAAAAAUAUUAGGUGAAGAAAUUCCAGAAAUACCAGAUCCAAUAUCUGAAAGUUCUGAUAACUUUAAUAAACUUGAAAAAGAAAUAAAAAAUAUUAAAUUAUCUGACAUAUUAAAAUUAGUUGAUAAUAAUGACAUUUAUCAAAAAAUUAUUAAAUCUAAUUUAUCUGAAAAAGAUAUUUCAAUACUACAAAAAUUAAGAAAAGAACAAUUAAGUAAAUUAAUAGAAAAACAAUAUAAUAAAUUAGAAAAUAUAAUAAAUACUUCAAAAGAUAUAGAUGAAUUAAAUGAAUUAAAAUCUAUAAUUGAUGAUUCAUUUUUAUCUGAAUCUCAAAAAGAAAAAUUAGAAAAUAAUCGAUUAGAAAAAAUUGAAAAUCUUAAACCUAUUGAAAAACCAGAAAAUUCAUUAAAUUCAUUAGAAUCUGAAGAAGAUUUAGAAAAUUUAAAAAAUCAUGUAAUAAAUAAUAAAUUAUUACUAAGAAAUCAAAAAGAUGAUAUUGUAAAUUUGAUAAAAAAUAAAUUAGAUAAAACAAAAGGAGAAGAAAGAUUACAAAAGGAAAAUAAUAGAAAAUAUAAUACAAUCAAAAAAAAUAUUAAUAAAUUUUUAACACUAGAAACUCUUGAUAAAUUUAUUAUAGAAAAUAUAGAUUCUUUAAAUGAACAAUAUUUAACUGACAAUAGAAAUAUUAAAGAUUGUAAUGAUCUAUAUUUACUAUCAGAUGAAUAUUAUAAUAAAAUAUAUCGUAAUAUUGAAGAUUUAAAUGAAGCUUAUCUUUUUAAAGAUAAUACAAAAUCAAACUUACAUCAAAUUAGAGAAAAAAGAAAAGAUGAAUUAGAAAAAGAAGAUAUAUAA